Molecule: messenger RNA, 195 nt
Organism: Paramecium sonneborni
Lineage: Eukaryota; Ciliophora; Oligohymenophorea; Peniculida; Parameciidae
Source: the annotation of a GenBank genome assembly
AUGAUUGUCUUUUUUUUGAAAUUGUUUAAUUGUUAAGAUAAGGAUUUAAGCAGAAUUAUUUUUAGAUUAAUUAUUAAAGAUAUUAAAUAAUUUAAUAAGAAACAUCAAAAUGAAAUAUUAAAUAAAUAAAUUUAAGUAUUGAAAUCAUAGGUAAAUAGAAAAUAUAGCAAAAAGAGCAUUAUAAAUAAUGAUUGA